AUGGACAAGAUAGAAUUCGACAUAUGGAAACAGGACAUGUCCUGGUUCGACAAGUACUUUAAGGGUAUUUGUUGGAAGCGUAACACUCCCCAGCGCGUCCUCCGCGGUAUAUCCCUCGAACGUGGCGUCAUCCAGCAUCUCCUUAUGCCUUCUGCGCACGAGAAGGACAGCAACCCCUGGCCCGAAACACAAGUCGUCGGCAUAGAAAUCUCUCCCGAGUCCAACCACGAUCACAAUUCCGCUAUCGGUAUUCUCUACGACAGCGCCGACAAAGUCUUCCAGGCUCAACCCACACGUCUGUUCCUUCACGGCUUCUAUCUACGCGGACAUGAGCUGGAGCUUUGGAUCUUCGAUCGCGUGCGCCUUUACCGUUCAGGAAUCGUGCACAACGUUCCAUUUGAACAGUUCGAAAACGACUAUAUGAAAAUGAACGACGCGCAACUUGGUCUCAACCCAAUGAUCUUCUACACUAGCAACAAGUCCCAAUAUGUUGUUAUCAAGGGUGGUGAGGUGGAAACCUGCGACGACAAGAUUGAAGCGAACUCGUCAUACAAACUUUGGCUGGACAAAGAACCCAUCACACGCCCUCAGGUUAUUGUCAGUGAUGGACCCACUGUCUACAGAGCAACAGAUGAUAAAGGCGAAGAGAUCAUUGUGAAAUUCUCUCUGCGCGACGAGUCGAGUCGAAAGGAGGAGAGGUUCAUGAAGCGAGUUACCGAACUUAACAUUUGGGGCGUCAACCAGCUCAUCGCCCAACGACGCCUAGAAACGAACAAGUACCUGACAGCAUGCGUUGUCAUCUCUCCAGUCGGUCGUCCUGUCACCGACUACCGAAGUGUUUUCGAGUUGAUUACCUGCCUUCGAGAUGCCGUCAAAGCUCACCGGACCCUGUACUUUGACGCCGAAAUCAUUCAUAGGGAUAUUUGCCCUGGAAACUUCAUGAUUAACAAGUCGCCUGGAGCCAAAAAAGGCCAACCUUGUGGGUUUCUCAUCGACCUCGACAGUGGCAGGGAUCUACGGGUCCCGUUGGAAGGCCCCGUCACCGAUGUAAUUGGAACAAAGGCUUUUAUGGCUAUUGAUGUUGCCCGCCACGAAGACGAUUUCAUCGCCCACACCUACCGACAUGAUCUGGAAUCGUUCUUCUACUGCUUCAUGUGGCUCGCUAUCGCUGAACAUGGAGACAUUUCCCCCAAUAGCCGAAUCUUCCCGUGGAACAAGGAUAACAGUGGCAACCUCAGAAGCGCCAACCAAAAGAUCCAGGACAUUUCUGACAAGGAGAGAUUCUCAGCCAUUGUUUCAGAGUUUGCACCGGUGUUCAAGGGUACUGAAGAGUUGGCGUAUGCGUUGCGCAAGGCUUUAUUCUUCCCUGACGAUGGUCCUUUUUUUCUGGGGACCAAGUCAAGUGUAGAGGAAACAAAUGAAUUAUACGAUGCGGUAAUCAAUGCCUUCGACCAGGCGGCAUUACGUAUGACUUGA
This is a messenger RNA of Fusarium venenatum, 1476 nucleotides long. Its product is annotated as kinase-like domain-containing protein. NCBI's taxonomy places the organism in Eukaryota, Fungi, Ascomycota, Sordariomycetes, Hypocreales, Nectriaceae. The record is from RefSeq and is a predicted model, not a curated record.